This is a messenger RNA of Penicillium pulvis, 1107 nucleotides long. RefSeq lists its product as uncharacterized. The record is from RefSeq and is a predicted model, not a curated record. Bases 1 to 1107 code for a protein of 368 amino acids. The transcript is spliced from 3 exons. Lineage: Eukaryota; Fungi; Ascomycota; Eurotiomycetes; Eurotiales; Aspergillaceae.
AUGACAUAUACAGAUCAAUAUGUGCCAGAGCUGGGAAGUCAGGAAUAUAAUUCCCAGAUGAGCAAGUGGAAUGAGGAUAAAAGAUCGCAACAAUAUGCUGCGAUUACUAUAACUACAGUUGCAGCAACUAUCGCGGUCAUGGUGAGACUUUAUGCUCAGCGAAUGUACAAGAAAAGAUGGGGACUCGAUGAUCUUUUUGUCACCAUUGCCUUGAAUUACUGGGUCAUCACCAUCCUCUGGGCUCCCGGUGUCACCUCCAUCAAGCUCUCCAUUCUCGUUUUAUAUCAGCGUCUAUUUCUUGCGCCACAACGCUGGGUCAAGAUCGCAAUAUGGACCAACGCGUUGUACGCGGUUAUGCUAGGAAUCGCGUCAACAGUUUUAUUCAUCUUCCAAUGUUCGCCUGUGGACUAUUACUGGAAAUGGUACAUCGUUUAUUAUGGCGAAUCAUUACCAGCUGGAAAGUGCCUUCCUCACACUCAUCAAUACCUCGGCAUUCCCCAAAUUUUGAGCACAGCAUCAGACCUGGCAAUUUUCUUUCUACCCGUGCCAAUAAUUUGGAAAUCAAGUACUCAGAGAAUGCGCAAGGUUGCUAUAUCCACUGUAUUCUUACUCGGUGCUUUCACUAUCGGCUGCGGUAUUACAAGAAUCGUGAUGAUCUUCCGAGAUACUGAUACCAAAGACGUGACAUGGGCAAAUGUCGAUUUCGUCACCUUCACCGUCAUCGAGGCAGCAAUCGGUAUAGUCUGCGCCUGUCUACCACCGUGCGCACCGCUGUACUUCCGUCUUCUGCAGAGACGGGGCUUCAUUUCUGGCAUAUCCGACGAAUCAGAGUUAAGAGAAAAGUAUUACGGCAGUUCAAACACAAAAGGAAACAAGAGUGCGCCUUUUUUGAAAAUUCCUAUCUCGACUACAAGAGCCAGUGCGGGUCCCAGAGACUCUUUUCAGAAUUUGGUCAUCACCGAAACUAAUGCUCAUGUUUGGUCACCAGCCAGUGAAAAUAACAGAGGCAGUUUCUAUUUGAAGGAAACGCCGGAAGGUGGAAUUCUGGUUCAAAAUAGGAUAGAGCUAUCAUCGGACCAGUCGUUACCUGAGAACUCUAAAGAAUGA